AUGUCUCAUUCGCGCGAGGACAGUAGUUCCUACGAGCUGAUCGGUCACCGAAAUAGCUAUGACAAAGGCGAAUGGACAAAUGAACCGCUCCAUGAUGAACCUCUUCCCCGAUCUAAUUCCGAACAACCCACGCAUGAUGGCUCCAGUGAACAAACUGAGUUAGGACGAAGUCCCCGUGUGAGAUUUCAAUCAGAUGGCAAUCACCUCAGUCCGUCUGUGCGCCCACCCAUGCAACGGUUCAAUUCAGACCAGUCUGUUCAGUCAGUUAGAUCGAUCCUACCCACGUCAGCACAGUUAACAGAUAUUUCCGAUGCCUUCCAUAUGAACGUGGAGGAAGCCGACAUAGCCAAUGGGAGUAGAGAGAACCUCAAUCCUCAAGUGCCUUUCUCUGACGAGACACCCGAAAAGUCGGGGCUGGAAUGGGAAACCUCCCAGCAUUCAACGUCGGCCAAAGAUCGGUUGCGCGCUGCUGGCCAGCUGAUCCGUCAAAAAACUACUAGACUUGGAGAGCGGUUAGGUCGCCCAGUGGAUGGCGGGGACCCCCUGGGAGGGUCCUUGUUACCGGGCGAUCUAGAGGGAGGCAUAUCGGAUCGUCAGAUGCGGGAGAAAAAGGAGCAUGUUGUCGAUACGCCCAGCAGUGAUGAAAUCUCGGUUGCUCCUAGUGCAGAGGCGCACCGUCUUGUCCGCGGAAUGACCCAGGUACGACGGCGUAGGCCCAGGUCGGCCUACAUGCGGUCUGGACAGAGCACUCCAGAGACCCUUAGUCGUCCAGAUUCGUGGUAUAACUCCCGACCGCUGUCGAUCAACGGCGGCGGCGGUAUUCUAUCCCAACUGUUGAAAUUGCAGGCCACCCAGACCUCGGGCAAGGACAGUGUUUCCGUCACCGAUUCGUCAGAUAGUGAUUCGCCAAUAUCAUCGGGAGCUGUGACUCCGAAGAAAGAAAAGCUCAAAUGGUACAAGAAGCCACCCCAUCGUUCGACCUCAUCCCUCGUGGAGGCGUCGAUGAAUCUGAGCCGUGUCACUUUGCCCGCAUCGACGGAUGUGAUGUCGGCCGCAACGCCGAAAAGGGCCAAGAAAAAGGCGCGGCACAAGACACGCUUGGAGGAUGAGAUCCGGGUAACAGUACACAUCGCGGAGAUUCUCGCACGACAGCGGUUUAUCAUGCAACUCUGCCGCGCACUUAUGCGGUAUGGCGCGCCUACCCACCGUCUGGAGGAGUACAUGCAAAUGACGGCGCGGGUGUUGGAGGUGGAGGGUCAAUUCUUGUAUCUGCCGGGGUGCAUGAUCAUGUCUUUCGAUGAUCCCACCACGCGCACGGCAGAGGUCAAGCUGGUUCGUAUGGCGCAAGGGGUGGACCUUGGUCGCCUUGCCGAAACGCAUAAUCUCUACAAGAAUGUUGUCCACGACCUAAUGGGGGUCGAAGAAGCCAGCCAGGAGCUAGAUCAUAUCAUGAAGCGGCCGCCGCGAUUCAACAAGUGGUUGCUGAUCCCCGCAUAUGGACUGGCUAGUACAGCUGUCGCUCCCUUCGCAUUUGAUGCACGGCCGAUUGACAUGCCUAUCUGUUUCUUCCUGGGAACUCUGGUUGGGUUUAUGCAGCACGUGCUGGCUCCCAAAUCAGUACUCUAUUCAAAUGUGUUCGAAGUCUCAGCGGCGGUAUUGACCUCCUUCCUGGCCCGAGCUUUUGGGUCCAUCAAGUCCUCGAAACCGGACGAAGCCUACGUAUUUUGCUUCUCGGCAUUGGCACAAUCCUCGAUUGCGCUUAUCUUGCCUGGUUUCAUGGUGCUCUGUAGCAGUUUGGAGUUGCAGUCGCACCAGAUGAUUGCAGGCUCGAUCCGGAUGGUCUACGCCAUUAUUUACUCGCUUUUUCUAGGGUAUGGAAUCACCGUUGGUACAACGGUCUAUGGUUUAAUCGAUGGAGCGGCGACAUCGGAGAGAAGCUGCAAGGGCCUGGACGUGUAUCGUAGCACGUACGUGCAGCACUUUGUGUUCAUUCCUGUGUUUGUGAUUUUCAUUGCCAUCAUCAACCAGGCCAAGUGGAAGCAGAUGCCCGUGAUGAUUGUGAUCGCCAUCUGCGGCUACGUUACCAACUACUUCAGCACCACGCGACUGGGAUCCCAGUCGGAGGUGGCCAACACUGUGGGCGCAUUCACGAUCGGAAUUCUGGGCAACCUGUACAGUCGACUGUGGCAUGGACAUGCGGCGACCGCUAUUCUGCCGGCGAUCUUUGUGCUGGUGCCGUCCGGACUGGCGUCCAGUGGCUCGUUGAUCGCGGGAAUCAACUAUGCCAACCAGGUGCGGGACAAUCUGCAAAAUGGAAAUAGCACCUCAGCGCACGAGACCAGCCAGGAUACGUCGAUUGCCAGUCUCGGAUUCGGCAUGAUCCAGGUGGCGAUCGGGAUCACCGUGGGGCUGUUCAUCGCUGCGCUGGUAGUGUACCCAUUUGGCAAGCGACGCAGUGGAUUGUUCAGUUUCUAA
This is a messenger RNA of Aspergillus tanneri, 2475 nucleotides long. Its product is annotated as threonine/serine exporter family protein. Gene Ontology annotation, molecular function: transmembrane transporter activity. NCBI's taxonomy places the organism in Eukaryota, Fungi, Ascomycota, Eurotiomycetes, Eurotiales, Aspergillaceae. Bases 1 to 2475 code for a protein of 824 amino acids. Gene Ontology annotation, biological process: transmembrane transport. The transcript has a single exon. The record is from RefSeq and is a predicted model, not a curated record.